Molecule: messenger RNA, 399 nt
Organism: Lathyrus oleraceus (garden pea)
Lineage: Eukaryota; Viridiplantae; Streptophyta; Magnoliopsida; Fabales; Fabaceae
Exons: 1
Coding region: 1-399 (132 amino acids)
Source: RefSeq, a predicted model, not a curated record
AUGAAUCAAGAGAAGAUGAAGGCUUCACAGAGCAAGAAGAAGAGAUAUCAUGAUAAGCGAAGGAAAGGUCUAGAGUUUCGAGAAGGUGGUCAUGUUUUUCUGAGAGUCACUUUUAUGACCGGUGUGGGUCAUGCUCUGAAGUCUAAGAAAUUGACUCCUCGCUUCAUUGGACCCUAUCAAAUUACCCAGAAGAUUGGAGUUGUUGUUUACCAUGUGGCACUACCCCCAUCUCUUUCGAAUCUGCAUGAUGUGUUCCAUGUGUCACAACUUCGGAAAUAUAUCCAUGAUUCAUAUCACGUGAUACAAAUGGGUGAUGUACAAGUUCAGGAUAAUCUGACUGUUGAAGUGUCACCUAUUCGGAUCAAGGAUAGAGAAGUGAAUCAACUACGGGGUAAAUAA